Thalassophryne amazonica is the source of this 1310-nucleotide messenger RNA. RefSeq names its product coxsackievirus and adenovirus receptor homolog. The record is from RefSeq and is a predicted model, not a curated record. The transcript is spliced from 7 exons. Lineage: Eukaryota; Metazoa; Chordata; Actinopteri; Batrachoidiformes; Batrachoididae. The coding region runs from base 1 to 981 and encodes 326 amino acids.
AUGCUUGCAGAAAGAUUAAGGUGUGCAAAUGGGCUGCAGGUGACCUCGACAGGUCCACAGACCAUCCAGAAGGCCGAGGGAGAGACUGCGACUUUGGGCUGCAGAUACAAACUAAGCCCAUUUGAUACCGGAGAACUUGAUAUUGAGUGGUCUCUGGUCAACCCUGAUGCCACACAGAAAGAUCAGCUGAUUUUGUCAUAUACCUGUGGCACUAAAUACGUCCAUGGGAGGCGGGAUCUUUCAGAGGGGUUCGGCUUUGCUGCUGGUGACCCCUCAGAAGGUGACGCUUCGCUCUUCAUCAGCCCGCUGUCACCCGCUCACAGUGCGACGUACGAGUGCAAAGUGAAGAAAUCACCUGGAGUGGACACGCGCAAGCUGUCGCUGGUGGUACUGGUGAAGCCCUCUGUGCCUCAGUGCUGGGUGGAGGGAGAGGAGCUGCUCGGGAAAGACGUUUCUUUGCACUGCAAGUCUGCCACAGGAUCUUUGCCUUUAAAAUACACAUGGAGUCGGUUUCUAGGCACCGGCCCUGCUGUAGCCGCACAGAGCGGUCUGACUGGGGAGCUGCUGAUCAAAAACCACUCGCAGAGCUUUGCAGGGAUCUAUCUUUGUGAAGUGAAUAAUGCUGUUGGAGCUGAACACUGCAGGAUCAACUUAAGAGCCGUCAGACCUCCAAACAGAACAGGAGUGACAGUCGGUACUGUGAUUGGUUCUCUGCUCCUCAUCAUCUGCCUCCUGCUCUUCAUCACAAUUCUCAUCUGGAAGAUUAAAAGAAGACCUCGAUAUGAGAAGGAGUUCUCCAAUGAGAUCAGGGAGGACGUACUGGCUCCUGAGAGUCGCCCAGUCAGUCGUGGAUUGAGGCGAAGCCCCAUCCAGCAGCCGGAGAUGACCUAUGUGCAGGUGAACCGUGACGCAGCACACGAACACACCACCUCCUUGAACACAACGGACUCGUUCAACAGGAAGACCGGAAACGUGGUCUGAGCGCCGGCUGCACAACUGAACGGAGACACGUUAAAGUCCCCUUUUUGGAACUCUGAUGAACUUCCACAGAGCUUAAUCAAGUUCUCCAGCAAAGCUGCAUAGUUUCAAAUGAUUUUCCAACAUUGUUCAUUUUAAUUACUUUGGUCACAUGGUCCCUUUUGUUUUUUUUAAUGUAACCUAAGACAGUGAAGGCAUUUUGCUGAUCUGCCCUCAAAUUUCAUGUUUUCGUUACAGGUUAGACAAAGCCCUUUUCAGCAGCAAUUAUGCAGUUGGUUUCAUAAUUACAUCUGAAAUGUUCCACGUUUACCUUAUCAGACCCAGACCAGAGA